This is a messenger RNA of Eutrema salsugineum, 2931 nucleotides long. RefSeq names its product receptor-like protein 12. Lineage: Eukaryota; Viridiplantae; Streptophyta; Magnoliopsida; Brassicales; Brassicaceae. The record is from RefSeq and is a predicted model, not a curated record. Gene Ontology annotation, molecular function: protein binding. The transcript has 2 exons. The coding region runs from base 48 to 2636 and encodes 862 amino acids.
AAAGUUAAAAUUUGUUCAAAAGAAGAACGAAAGGCUUUUGAAACUCAAUGAGUAUCAUUCACAUUACUCUUUCUUUUCUCUUCUUGUUUGUUUUUGAUUCUCAUGACGUGUUUGCGGCUACUACUAGACAUUUGUGUCGUCCGGAACAAAGGAAUGCACUUCUCCAGUUGAAGAACGAGUUUAAAAUUUGGGUAAGUAAUGGGAAGACGGAGUCAUGGGCAAAUGACACUGAUUGUUGUUAUUGGGAUGGUAUCAAGUGCGAUGCCAAGUCUGGGGAAGUGAUCGAGCUAGACCUUAGUAACAGUUAUCUCUACGGUCAGUUUCAUUCCAAUACCAGUCUUCAAAGCUUUCGUUUUCUCACCACUCUAAAGCUUUAUUAUAAUGAUUUAUACGGUGAAAUUCCGUCUUCAAUUGGAAAUCUUUCACUUCUUACCUCUCUUGAUCUUUCUUCCAAUCAGUUUUCGGGUCAGAUUCCAUCUUCAAUUGGAAAUCUUUCACUGCUUACCUCUCUUGAUCUUUCUUCCAAUCAGUUUUCAGGUCAGAUUCCAUCUUCAAUUAAAAAGCUCUCUCAUCUCGAAACUCUUGACCUCGGUCGAAACAGACUCACGGGUGAAAUCCCAGAUUCUUUUGCUAGUUUGAAAAAUUUGACGAGGUUAGAUGUUAGUGCCAAUAAGCUUAGUGGUAACUUUCCAAUUUCCCUUCUAAAUUUGACAGAGUUGUCGUAUUUAUCACUCACUUCCAAUCAACUCACAGGAACGCUUCCUCCAAACAUUAGCUCACUCUCCAACUUGCGAUAUUUUUGGGCAAGUGACAAUGAUUUCGUUGGAACCAUUCCUUCUUCUCUCUUCACCAUUCCUUCUUUGACAGAUAUCAUUUUGUCAAAUAACCAACUCGACAGCCUUCUUGAGUUUGGGAAUAUAUCUUCACCAUCGAAGCUAAAGUGGUUAGUGCUUGGCCGUAACAACUUGAGAGGGCCAAUACCGAGAUCUGUUUCCAAAUUAGUCAAGCUCAGGGUACUUGACCUUUCCAACUGGAACACCCAAUUAGGCCCAAUUGACUUGAGUAUCUUCUCGCAUCUAAAGUCACUCCGAGAUCUUACCUUAUCCCAUUUGAACACCACCACUACGAUUGACUUGAAUGCCAUCUUAUCAUGUUCUCAGAGGCUGGAAACAUUGGAUCUCUCAGGGAGCCAUGUUUCAGCCAAAACCAAGAGCUCAGUUUCAGAUCCUCCUUCGCAAAUGUUAGGUUAUUUAACCUUGUCAGGCUGCGGUGUUACCGAAUUUCCAGAGAUCAUAAGAACACUGCAUUCAAUGAGUUAUCUAGACAUUUCCAACAACAACAUCAAAGGUCAAGUGCCUGGCUGGUUAUGGACACUACCAAAUCUGACAUACGUGAAUCUUUCCAACAACACUUUCGUCAGUUUCGAAAGUCCAACGAAACAAGGACUAUCCUCUGCCAUGCGGUUCUUGUUUGGCUCCAAAAACAAUUUCACAGGAAAGAUUCCCUCCUUCAUAUGCGCUUUGGACUCUCUAAGGGUUCUCGAUUUAUCUAGCAACAAGUUGAAUGGUUCAAUCCCUCUUUGUAUUGGAAAUCUCAAGAGUAAUCUUUGGGUUCUAAACCUCCGUCAUAAUCGUCUUAGUGGAGGCCCUCCCGAGAAUGUAUUUGAACGUCUACGGUCGCUUGACGUUGGUUAUAACCAACUGGUGGGAAAGCUUCCAAGAUCUUUGAUCCAUUUCUCUGCCCUUGAAGUUCUUAAUCUGGAAAGCAAUAGAAUCAACGACACGUUUCCGUUUUGGUUGAGUUCUCUACAAAAUCUGCAAGUUAUUGUCUUACGCUCCAAUGCAUUCCAUGGACCGAUACAUCGAGCCUCCUUCCUUCAGCUGAAAAUCAUGGACAUCUCGCAUAAUCACUUCAAUGGAAUUUUGCCAUCAGAUUAUUUUGUGAACUGGAGUAAAAUGUCAUCACUUGGGACAGAGGAAGAUCGGUCGAAUGAAAACUACAUGGGAGAUAGAAAUUACGAAGACUCAAUGGUUUUGAUGAAUAAAGGAGUAGCAUUGGAGCUGGUACGUAUCCUGAAAAUCCUCACAGCACUCGACUUCUCCGGAAACAGACUUGAAGGAGAAAUUCCAAGCUCCAUCGGCCUAUUGAAAGAGCUUCACGUACUCAACUUGUCAAACAAUGCUUUCACUGGCCACAUUCCAUCAUCUAUGGGGAACCUGACAGCUCUCGAGUCACUUGAUGUUUCCCAAAACAAGCUUUCAGGUGAGAUCCCACAAGAGUUAGGGUAUCUCUCGUACCUUGCGUACAUGAACUUCUCCCACAACCAGCUUGUCGGUCUAGUCCCUGGAGGCACUCAGUUUCGAACGCAGCAUUGCUCUUCUUUUGAAGACAACUCGGGACUUUUUGGCCCUGCAUUUGAAGAAGUUUGUGGAGAUAUCCACACGCCCUCAUCGCAAGAGGAGGCAGAGGAAGAAGAUGAAGAAGUGUUUAGUUGGAUUGCAGCUGCAAUAGGAUUUGGACCUGGCAUUGUAUUUGGACUGACGAUUGGAUACAUACUGGUUUUAUACAAACCGAGGUGGUUCAUGAGUCCUUUUGGUCGAAACAAACGCAGAAGCAGAAGCACCACAACUCAUUAAGAGAGCCUUCUUGGACCCAAUAUGAAGAAUCUUUGGAAAAGAUAAUGAAGCAACCAAACCAAAGGACUGUAGAGAAGAAAGCUUGAGGAGAAGGCAACCCAUUUAUCAGUUAUUUUUUUCGGUUUAAUGUGUGUGUUUCUCGUUUACUCUGUUUUUAGCUAAUGUUUGUAUAUUUCUGUAUUUGAACAAUGAACUACUCUGUUUUCAAAGCUCAAACCUAUUCCUAUGUUUUGAGAGAGGUAGUAAUGUUAUUUCUCUGACUAUGUCUAGUGAUUAAAUCAAUCUCUCUUUUUAA